Cyanidioschyzon merolae strain 10D is the source of this 1548-nucleotide messenger RNA. Its product is annotated as similar to ribulose-1,5 bisphosphate carboxylase/oxygenase large subunit N-methyltransferase. The record is from RefSeq and is a predicted model, not a curated record. The coding region runs from base 1 to 1548 and encodes 515 amino acids. The transcript has a single exon. Lineage: Eukaryota; Rhodophyta; Bangiophyceae; Cyanidiales; Cyanidiaceae. Gene Ontology annotation, biological process: peptidyl-lysine monomethylation. Gene Ontology annotation, molecular function: protein-lysine N-methyltransferase activity.
AUGCAGUGCUUUAUUGUUCCGCUUUCCGCAAACCAAGGCAGAGGCGCAUGCGUACUGCGAAGGAGUGCUGGAAGCUGCCACCUUGGCACGAGGGCCGGUCUCCGGCAACGCACUGGAAGGCUUCAGCGCGUCGCUCAACCGCUGUGCUCAGCAGCUAAGGUUCCUGGCCAGUACUUGCAGGUUGAACUUGGAUCCACACCGCACCAAGGGCGUCUGGGUUUGCACGCGGCCCAGAAGCUGGAAACUGGUCAGGUGGUUGCGUCAGUGGAGGUUGCUGCAGCGCUUGUGAGUGAACGACACGGUACCGCAGUUACUACUCCUGAUGCAGCGAGCGACGAUGCGCGCUGGGAAGCAGCCGCAGAGCUUGCCUUGCGGCUCGUUUUGGAAACCGUUCAAAACGAAAGUUCACCAUGGAUCGAUUAUGUGGAAAAUGUUUGUCGCAAGCGGGAGUUCUACGUGAACCAUCCACUACUCUGGGACGCCUCCAGGUCGCGUCUCUUCCGGGGUACCGCACUGGAAACUCGACGAGAAACGCUCCGUCGCGAGCUGGUAUCCUGGUUGGAAGAGCGACGAAGGUCCUCCGUUCUUCCCGUUGAUACUUUUUCGGCGAGCGCAUUCUUGCGUGCAGUUGCGCUGGUUCUCGACAGAGGCACCUGGUUUGCGGACGUUGGUCGAUGGGUCCUAGCACCACCGCUCGAUGAGUGUCGACCAACUGGUAGAGAGGAUGCUACCGUGCGUUUCCAGUGGGUGCGCAAGCGUCUCCUGGGAGGGCGCGAGGAAAUCCAUUUGAUAUGUACGAAAGACGUGCUCACUGGGGCUGAGCUCCGCUAUCAUGCACGCGUUGCGGACGCAAUCGACUUUUUCCUGCAGUACGGAUAUUUCGAAGAGCAUUCCAACCCUGAUUCGGCGCGAAAAUUGCGGGAAUGCGUAGGCCUUGUCACACUGGCCUUCGAAAUAAGCCGUCUGGAUCGAUUCUACGACGACAAGGUGGAUAUUUUGCAGCAGCAGCAGCAGCAACAACAACGAAUUGAUGCCACUUCGGAGGAUGAACUUGCUGGUCAGACUUUUGUCGUUGCCGCUUCCGACCUCACAUCGGAAGCGCUACAAGCCGCGGAGAAUCCGCUCAGUGCGAUGGUGCAGUUUCUCCGCUUGCUCUGUCUCAGCGGAUCGGAUGCAUUUCUCCUCGAGGGCUUGUUCCGGGAUGAAGUGUGGGAGUUCCUGGCGCUGCCUGUAUCGGAAGGAAAUGAACGAAUGGUGUGCGAGUUGGUGCUGGCUUCGUGCGAGGAGCGAAUGCAAGCAUUGGAUGAGGCGCAGGCACUAUGUGAAGAAAACUUUUCUCCAGAGCUGAAACAGGCUGCGCAGCUGGUCCAGGAAGCAGAGCGAACGACCCUACGUGCAAUUAUGACCUACUUUAGAAACGAACUCACUUCGUUGCGCGAGAAGGAAUAUUAUCAUGAGCGGCGCCUGCGAGCCCUGGACUUGUAUCGUCCGCUCGAUCCCGACGAGAUUCACGAUGCCGACGCCACCGGCUUCGAUCAGUACAUGUGA